CCACCCUGGCGCAGGGACCGACGGGACUGGGCCACGGCCCAACUGCCUCAGGGGAAGACGAGGCCCGGAAGCCCCGAGGCCGGUAGGGGCCAGAGGGGGGCUACAGGGAGCCCCCAGGCCUCGACCAGCCGUCGCCCGCAGCCCAGAGCUAACUCCUCAGCCCCGGAAAGGCGGGGCCUCCGCCUUUCCCGCGUACGGGUCUCGCCGCCCGGCUCAGCCUCCUCGUAGGCCUUGCGCCAUUGCUGCUACUAUCGGCCGAACGGGGGCGCGGAGCUGGUCCCGGGGCGGGAUGCGGCCGCCCCUGGGGCGGUGGUGGCUGCUAAUCUGGCUGCAGCCCUUGUCCGCGCCGCCCGCUGGCGCGGUGCGCGGAGAGGAGGAGGCGGCGGCGGCGUUGGCAGGUAACCGCGGGCACUGGCGGCCGGCGCGCACGCGCGCUCCCGGACUCCUCGGUUCGUAGGCCUUGGCGGCUCGAGGGCGCUCUCCCUGCCCUCGGCGGCGGCGGUAAGGCUCAGGCAGCCCGGUGGGCGCUUUCUCGUCCCCUAAGGCUCGCCGGGUGUGGCCGGCGGCAGGCCCAACAUCCCUUAUCGCCUGCUUGGGUUUCCCUGGUCUUCUUGCUGUCACUUGGACACUUUUAUGAUUUUAGGAGUAGAAGCAACCGCCAAGCUCAGUCUAGCCCAGUUUCCUCGUUUACGAAGCAGCAACCAAAGCUCCGAGAUGUUUUGAUUUGUCUGAGGUCACACAGCUUGUCACUGGCACAGCUGACCCUAGCUAGUCUCCCGACUUUCAACACAAGACUUUUGUAUAGUACAUCCAUUUGUGUUGAAAACCUCAGUAUUUCUCUAUAUAGCUAUUACUUUGUACUCAAUAGAAGAGCUUUAGCUUUAGAAUUAGACCGAAAUUCCCCUGCCUCUGACUAGCUCUGCGACCUUGAGCAAGGCACGCUACUGGUCACAUGUAAAGCAGAUCCUGUCUGACGGGAUUGUUGUGAUGUUUAAAGUGUGCACGAUGUUACAUAGGAAACAAGAGAUGGUAGCUCCUCAUAUUGUUGUUAAGGGCUAUCUGUGGAGUGCUCUCAAGAUCCUGGCACGGAAGGGAGGUCGCGAGUUCCGACUCCAGAACUUCUAGUAAUAUGCUAUGAGCUUAACAUUUCUAGCUCAUCCCCACUCCUCGCGUAAAAUCCUUUAAAAGAUUUCCUGGAAUUUCUGUCCACCAGCUUCUCCUCCUCUCAUUGGUAACCUCUGUUCGCAAGGGGGUUACCCAAGUGUGAUCCUUUAGCCUCUCCAACGAGAUCAAGGUUCUUUGUCUAAGGAUGAGGACAGUUUUCCGAUUCUGCCAGAGCUGCCAACUCAUGGGAAUCUUGCAUUCCAAGGUGUAAAGCUCUGAAGGAAAUGGAUUUAAUUAAAACUUCUGAGUCAGACUGUUACUGCUACAAUCGAAAUUCCCGAAUGGAGUGGAAAUACAUGUGGUCAACUCUGCAGGUGAAAAUUACCAGUUCAGGUCUGCUCAAUAUUGCAUAUAUCACAGGAAGACAUAAUUGUCAGUAUCCAGAAACCAUUCUAUCUUUUAUCAAAUGUGUGAUUCAUAAUUUUUGGACACCAAAGGAGUCUAAUGAAGUUACCAUAAUCAUCAAUCCAUAUGGAGAGACCAUGUGCUUCUCUGUGAAGCCUGUCAGGAAGAUAUUUAUCUAUACAAUUAGUGUGAAUCGAAACAUUGUGGAUUUCAAACUCUUCCUUGUGUUUGUAGCAGGUAUUUUACUCUUCUUUUAUGCAAAGACCUUGAGUAGAAGUCCUAUUUUCUUUUACUCUUCUGGGACCGUGCUAGGUGUUCUAAUGACGUUAGUCUUUGUCCUGCUUCUGGUGAAAAGGUUUAUUCCUAAGUAUAGCACCUUUUGGGCUCUAAUGGUUGGUUGUUGGUUUGCUUCAGUUUAUGUUGUAUGCCAUUUGAUGGAAGAUCUGAAGUGGCUAUGGCAUGAAAACAGAAUAUAUAUAUUAGGCUAUGUUUUGGUAGCUGGAUUUCUCAGCUUUGCUGUUUGUUAUAAGCAUGGGCCCCUGGUUGAUGAAAGGAGCGUGACUCUUUUGACAUGGACACUGCGGCUCCUCGCCCUGGUUCUGAUCUAUUGUGGAGUCACCGUGCCCCAGGGCUCCUAUGCAGCUCUGAUCCUCAUCCUGGCCUCCAGGAGUCUACGCUACCCACUGAAGGCGUUCACUUAUAUGAGGUGGAAAAUGAAGAAAUGGUGGACAUCCAAGAAGCCAGUGUUUAAGUAUCUGACUGAAGAUGAAUACCGGGAACAGGCUGAUGCUGAGACAAGCAGCGCCCUGGAGGAGCUGCGUGGAGCCUGCCGCAGGCCCGACUUCCCCACGUGGCUGGUAGUCUCCAGACUCCAGGCUCCUAACAAAUUUGCAGACUUUGUUCUUGGAGGAAGCCACUUGUCGCCUGAAGAAAUUAGUCUGCAUGAAGAGCAAUAUGGUUUUGGGGGCGCCUUCUUGGAAGAACAGCUUUUUAACCUGAGGACUGCCUGAUGACCAUUGACUUCAUUCUGGACAAGAAAUGGGCUAAGGGCAAGGAUCCUAUUAACAUUGGGCAGAACGGUUCUAGGGAACAGUGGCAAAAGCAUUUGCUAUGGAGAAGAGUCAUACUGGAAAGGAAAACUAAACAUUAUUGAAGAUAACUUCUCGUUCUUGGUGAGUUCUGCUACUUAUUGUAGUCAUCAAGAUUUUGUGAGAGUCAUUGCCACUUUCCUUGAAUGAAGACUUUCAUUAGGAACAAGAGAAUCACGUUGAUCUUCAAAGAGCAAGUUAACAUGAACAUCUGCCUUGUCAACACCAGGCAUUAAAUCUUAACCUCAGAACCUGUGUCUGAAGACUGCAUAUAAGUGUUGGAAGAGACCUGAGAUAUGCUGGACCAGUGUUUUCCAAAGUAUAAUCCACAGGGUGCUAAUAAGUGCUAGUCAGUAAAGGGAUUGUGAGGUCAACUAAGAUAGUAACAAAGUUAAACAAAUGUACCACAGGACUUCUCAGAGCCUUUAAUACUGACGAUGCACGUUGUCAAUCUCCUGGAUAGAAACUGUGUGCUGCCAUUUCUGACUUAAUUUGACCACAGAACCCUUUUCCGUGAGAUUGAUAUUCCUUGGAGCAGUUUGGAAAAUGCUAAUGAUGGCAGAAUUGAGAUUUGGGGAGGUUCAAUAACUUGUCCAAAACUACAAAGCUAUUUAGAGGCAGCACUGGGACUAGACAUCAGCCCUAAUGUUACCUACAACUCAGGGUUAAGAAGAGACCUUCAGAGGUGAGCCUAGGGGCCAUCUCCCUACAGCCUUGGAUCUCACAGUAUUGGUGACUUUUUUAUUUUUUAAUAAUGGACAACUAUCUAUUUGAUAACUAUGAUAGAGAACAUUUCCUAAGAUUAUAUUUUAAAGUUUGAUAAGAUUUUUGUAGACAUAUAAAUUUUAGAAGGAAUUAUUUUCUAUAAUUUUUUGUAUAUUGCAAUUGAAGACACUUAACCUCUUGUGACAUUUUGAGUUGACUGGUCCAUUUUUAAAAUUUAGUUAUAUAUAUUUGUAACAGUUUCCUACACAACAGACUUGUGAUCUUUCUUCAGAGAACAAAUAUUUUUUUCUUGAUUCUCCGGAGUGAAAUGACCCUGAGCUUUGACCCUGGGGAAAGAAGGCCAAAACUAAGAGCUGAGAAAAGAUCUGAACAUGGCAAAACAAUCUAAGGGUUAAGAUGUGCUAAAUUGAUUCACUUAAAGAAGGUUUUGCUGUGUUGAGUUCUUAAAGAGGCAUACAGAAUGAGGAAUCUCUUUUUACUAGGAGGGAUGUGGAUACGGAGGAAGGACAUUACAGAAAAUUUAGGAGCUGCUUUCCUGAGCCAAGAUCAGUAGAGUGUUUCUAAUUGUUAAAAUGAGAGCAUGGCUACCCAUUUGGAACUUUCUAGGUUGAUUUUCAAAUAUUUUCUCUUUGAAGCAGUGUGUCAGUAUUUUACCAGUUCCUCUUUUUACAGACACCUUUCAGUAUUAAGAGUUCUGCAGUCUUUGUGAAAUGCACUAAAUUCAAUCUGUGCUUUCACAUAGAUUGAUUUCAAAUAUCAAAGAAUCUUCCAUUCAGAUUUAUGAUGAUUAUGAUGAUGACUGUUUUAUAAGUGUAAACAGGUCUGACACUUUUGUUAUAGUUUUAUCUGAAUUUUUUAUAAUUAAAUUUAUUGCCGGUAUAUUAUGAAUGUGUCAGAUGCAUCAGUGCUGUGCUCACCAUGUUCACCUCCCAGGAGGCAGUUUUUGGCAGAAUGUGUGUCUGAAUGAUGUGUGCACAGUCAGUUGCAGUCUGGGCCUUACCUAUGCCAUGUUGAAGAGGGGCUGGCUGCAGAAGGAGGCCAUAGUGGGUCAAGCUGGGUGGGACCAUCACAAUAAAAACAGCUAAAGAGAGGAAGAGUACAAGAGUCUUCUGGGAUGCUGUUUUUCAGGUUUAUUUUAGAGGGAAUCAUGGAUUUGUCAGUUUCUGUUAUGUGAGUACUGUGAAAAGCAAAACAGUUACAAGCAUGAGUUGUGAUACAUUUGGUGUAUUUCUGUUGUGUUCAUUUGAUUUGGGGUUUAUUAUAGUGCUGAUCACAGUUCUAAUCCCCGUGAAGCAAUACACCGAUGACUCCCAUAGGAGAGCUUUUUUCUCUUCUUUCCUUUCUCCCUUCCCUCCUCUCUCUGUCUUCCCCCUCCCACCUCCCUCUCCCUCCUUUAUUUAAAGUCCUUUAAACUGUUUAAAUGACCAUUCAGUAAAAUGGCUCUGCCCUUCACGGUUAAAAGUUGGCUUCGUGCUUCAUAUCGCCAUAGGUGUGCAAUUAUGAAACAGAACAGAUGCUUUGUGUUAGUGCUUAGGCAAGGUGCCUCAUAAAAGCUUACUGUUGUUAGCAAGUUGGGGCUAUUUGACACCAAAAUGUGUGGGUGAGAUUUAGCGUAAGGGGGCCAUGCUUAAACAAUUAUAUCAUUCAAAUGUUAUUUUUAAAAUGUUUUAAAACACGUUUUACAUAUCACAAAAAUUGCUUUGUGAAUUGGUUGUACACUUUGCCAAUAAUACUAAGGGCUGAAAUCAGAGGGGAAUGUCCAUCUGAUGUUUAGGACAGUAUUUCAAUUUAUGACCUUUUUUAAAAAAAAUCUAGAAAUUUAAGAGAUUUCAGUUUUUAAGAGGCUUGGAAUAGAUGAUGGAUUAUAUCAAUGUAUCGAAACAAGUUCAUAAAUUAAGACCCCUGCAGUUGCGUUAAGAAAAGAAAAAGGAUUAUUGUGUAUGAGGUUAUUUCCUAAAGAAGUACAGUUUUUUAAAUCAGCCUUUUUUGUCCAGCUGUUGCAUAAAUAACAUAAUGGAUGUAGAAUUUUGAAGAUGCCUGCAUUAAGAUAGAGAGGUGUUUGUAGGUGACCCCACUGCUGCCUUCUGAGACCCCCACCAAGAGGUAUGACACUGAUGAGUUUACCACAUGAGUUAGCCAAUUCAUAUAGUGUAUUUAGUGACUCACAGCCAAAAAUAAAACUAGCAUAAGGAUAAAAACACUUGAAUUCAUAAGACCAGCAGAUUCUCUCCCAGAAGACAGAUCUAUGAGGGGUCAAAUAGUAGGAAUAAGGUUGCUUGAGCAGAAAGAGAACAAAGGGAGUUUGUUACAUAAUUCAAGUGUUUGAUGUCACCAGCCCAAAAAGUCUAAUUUAAUCCCUCAGUGGGACUACCCUAACGUGAUGAGGUACUAAAUCUUUUGGCACAGGCCUCCUUUAUGCAGACCCUGCCAGCUUUUCCUGUCUGUGCCUGUUGUCACUGACCAGCAUCUCCACCCCCUUCUACUGGGCAUGUUCUUCAUUCAGAUACGUUCUUAAAAUCUUCAGUCUUUCUCUGGCUUAGGAAUCUAGUUACCAUUUUAAGGUAACUGCCUAUUUUUGCUAUGGUCUCUGAAUGUGAUGCCUUCACAGGUCACAGGAGAUUUGGGCUGAGUGUAUAUUUAGUAGGAUACAUCUUGGAAGACACAUUCAAUGGGAUAGCUGCUCUUUAUUGUUUCAAUUUUUUUUUAAUUUUUUUAAUGUUUAUUUAUUUUUGAGAGCAAGAGAGACAGAGCGCAAGCAGGGGAGGGGCAGAAAAAGAGAGGGAGACACAGAAUCUGAAACAGGCUCCAGAUUCUGAGCUGUCAGCACAGAGCCCGAUGCGGGGCUCAAACUCCGGAACAGCGAGAUCAGGACUGAGCCAAAGUCACUCAACCUACUGAGCCACAGAGACACCCCUUGUUUAAAUUUUUUUUUUUUGAGAGAGAGUGCGAGCACACACACAUGUGAGCACAAGCGGGGGAGGGACAGAGGGAGAGAAUCUUAAGCCGGCUUCAUACCCAGCAAGGAGCCCCACAGGGGCCCCCCACACAACUGUGAGAUCAUGACCUGAGCCGAAAUCAAGAGCCGGGUGCUUAACCAACUGAGCCACCCACUAUUUUAACCACUAUUAUUUAAAUAAUUUGGGAGAAUCUAUUUUUUACAUUUGGUCCAUUUUCCAGAAAGGCAAUAAUCAAAAGGAGAAAGGGGAGGAGAACCAGCAUUUAUUGGUGAUCUGUCAAGUACUAUACUGGGCACUUUCUAUGCCUCUUCAUUUUGACUUAUAAUCACUGUAAUAUACUUUAGCAUUAUUUCCAUUUUUCAACUGAGGAAAGACUCGGAGAAGGUUGCUAAAGGACAUAUGUAGCUAAAGUGGUAUAAUCAGAAUGUAAGGCUCAGUGUGUCAGGGCCCGUGCCCUUGCUAUUUCCUUUCCUGCCAUCUUUAAAAAAACAAAGUCAAGUUAAGUGGCUGAUCAGUUGAAGAGAUGACUACAUCUCCUGAAUUUAUGUGUGUGCCAACUCUGGGGCAAUGGACCAAUUCCCCCGCCUCCAAACUACUGCAAAUCUGUACUUUUGUACACUAAAAGUAAAUUAGAAUUGAGUAGCACUGGUCUACAUGUUAUUUUUUUGAGACCCUUCCCCCCUACCCCCAUUGAGAUUUUCAGGGAACAAAAAGUUCCUGACCUUUUUAAAAUACAAGUUUACAGGUGAAGAGAAUAAUAGCUGACAAUUGGGAAAGAGGGUAUGUAACUUGUUAAAUGAUUAUAAAACUCUUGCUUACAUCUUUUUGACACCUCUUAGAAAAGAAAUAUUGAAACUGUGGAACAGAUAUCCUAUAACCUCUCCUGUCUAUGGCUUUUGCACACUAUAGAUUUGGCCCUUGUUACUUGUCAUUCUUCCCCAGCUCCUCAACUUAUAUUUUGCUUAAUUUUGUCCCUUAACGAACUCAUAUCUGCAACCAACUUAAUGAUUAUAAUUCACGUUGGAACCAAAUGCUUGACUGUACAACUUACUAGGUGUCGGCAAACAUCGUAACAUAGCACUGUAGUCCGGGGGAAUGCGAUCUUAUUAUAGAUGUCAGUGUUAACAAACUAUGAAGAGAACGGGGUGCUGGUUGGGGAAAUGAGACUGCACUCCUCUUGCCAUGGGCUCUUGGCCACACAACGAUGGCAGUAUUUAUAGUGCACACUGUGUGUCAGGUACCUCUGUGUUUCAACAUCAAAACAACCUGAAGGCAGAUAUUACAAUUACCGUCAUUUUACAGUGCCUCUGAGGCACAGAGAGGUUGUGAAUAUAUGUAAAUUUCCUCUGGCAGAGCUGAGACUCAAGUCCAGACAGUGGCACUCCAGAGCCCACAAUUUACCCCCAGCGCUGUCAGGUUCCUGGGUUGCCAUCUAAAAUCUUCCUGGAGCCACAGUGGUGCAGAUGGUCUUGGCAUUAGCCACUUGAAGCAGAUGAGAGCCGAGUGAGAGCCACCUGGACUGGGCUCAUUUCUCCCCCAGUCUAGACAUCAACAUAUUUCCAGUUACUCUCUUAAGCCACGGUUUGUCUGGCAUAAGGUAAAUUACUUUCUGACUUGAGAAACCAGUCUCCCUUUCUCUCACCCCUUUAUUUGGUCCCGCUGUCUCCCCAUCUGCUUGAUGGUUUGGAAUUCUUGAGUCAGGUAAUCUUAGAGCUUUGCAGAAAUGGCACAGGAGCGUUUUGGGGCUUCCGAAGUAGCUUUGUCUUAUCCCCACGCAGCAAAGGACAGAACUUCUAAAGGGAAAAUCACUUUUCACUUCCCUGUAGUCAGCUCUGACACAGCAUGCCUCAUCUUCACAGAAUAACAUAAUUUUAGGGUCCAGCCUCUCAUACUGAAGAUGAGAGAACUGAGGCCCAGAGAUCACCCCAAAAUGAUCUCUUCCUCUAGAACUACAGUGUCCAGGUAUGGUAGCCAUGAGCCUCAUGUGACUGUUUAAAUUUAAAUGAGAAAUCUAAUUCCUCAGAUGCACUAGCCACAUAGCAAGUGCUUAAUAGCCACCUGUGGCUAAUGGCUACCAUACCAGAAGGUGCUGCUUUACCAAAGCUGUUGCUCCUGGGUACUGGCUUGUCUUUCCUGACUCCUGUGACAUGGGCCUUCAGGGUCCCGGCCAGCCUCCCAAGUUUUGUCUACAGGGUUGCCAGACUAUCCAAGUCACCUCCAGAGUAUAAGGGGUCUGACACUCACAACUAACAAAACACCAGGGGUUUGAAGUUACUGGAUUUCUGGGUAUCUUGGAAUAUCUAGAAAUCCUAAUGGAAAUAGAACCACAUACCCGAAUCAGGCACAGGUGCAGGCCAGGGCUGCUCUGUAGCUUGUUCUACCACAGCAGAAGCAUGGAGUGGCCUCCCCACCUUCUGGGGGAAGGUGCUGGGUGGACCUGAGCUUUGGCAUCAGGCAGGUUUCAGUUUGAAUCCUGGCUCUGUGAUCUCGGUUCCAUGAGGGAAGCUCUAUUAGCUGCAGACUCUUCCUAUUAUGGGAGUUCCUAUUCCAGGAGCUACACUGGGUUGUUUUAAGGACAAAAAGAUCAUCUCCUUGGCACACAACCAAACCCAGUAACUGUAGAUGUGGUUCUCCUUUUCCAAGAUUCACUGCUUAACUCCAGAUUGGCUUGAAGGAAUACUGCUUAGGUAAUGGUCCCAGUACCACCAGCAGCCCCCACCCCACUUUACUGGAGGAAUUGCAAAUCCGGGAAGUGCUGAGGCAAUCACUUCCUGUGGCCCAUGGCGAGAGUAGUAAGCCAGUAAAGUAGUGUUGUUCUUCCUAUGAAUAACUUAGGCUAUUCCUGAGGUUUACUGGCUAGUGGAUCUAUGUGUGUUAUAAUCAUCUAAUAUUCUACUUAAGGCUUUGAAUAAAUAGUUUGAUAAUUAGCAACUAGCCUUUUUGGAUCCACACAAGCUCAGGACUCCAGUAAUUUACUCUUUCUACACUCAUAAGAGAAAGAGUAUGAAAUAAGACUUAAGACAGUGAUUAUAUCAGCCCAGGUUUUGUGACAACUCUGGGGAUUCCCAAGGGAUCUCAACUGGGGUUAUAAAAGUAUCAGAAUUUAAUUUGAAUACACUUAAUAUUUUUUAAAAUGCCACAUGGCACUUUGAGGACAGCAAGAAAAAGUAACAGAGUGCAGAACCCCAUGAAGGUAUCUUCCCUAAAAAGGCUAGAAAUUACUGCAUCAAUGCAUCAGCGUUCAUAGUAAAUGUUCCAUAACAAAGGCCUGUUGAAUUUGGUCUCAAUUAUUCCAGAGUAAAGGGCUUUUAUUUGUUUGGUCACAUCUUUAUCAUUUAAGAAAUAUUUAAAAAUGAUAUUUAUUUUUAUUUCAACAUGUCAACUGUGCAUUUCCAAAACAGCAGGCUUUUCAAAGGAAUAAAUCAGAACUGUAAACACAAGACACAGUAUAAGUUUUUGACUUCCUAAAGUCAGUGUCACAAAUCCACAUACUGUACAUUCAUAGGUGAGGUUCAGCCUGUCAGCCACUUCUUUAUUUCUAUAGUUACAUAAGCAUAAUAAAUACAUCUGAUUUUAAAGGUCACUUAAAAUGAGUCAUGAUAAUUUACAGUACAGUACGUUUCAGUUCAAGUGCAAAAAUAGCUAUUUGCUUAAUUCUAUUUCUUUCCAUUAUUUUAUUUUUAAGCUGUGUUUUGUGGCAAAGCUAAACAUCCAAGUAUAGACUUUCUUCUCCCAGAUGCAGUAUUGGGCAGAAGUAUGGUGUCGUGGAGAGGCCCUCACUUUACAACUGAUCUUGUCUAAUCAGGGUCAGGAGGUAAGGUGAGUUGCUCAUUUUUAACUCUGUUCUUUUCUUUCCUCUCUCCUGUGCUCACUCACAGUUAUUACACAUACCAUUGACCUUCAAUUCAGGUAAAGCAGUGCUUUUUCCACAGCCCUCCCCCAAGGCUUCUUAGUAUCCUUAGCUUUUCAUUUUUAGCAGCAAGCUUUAUGCGUGAGUCACCUAGCCACUGUUCUGACUGUAGGUAUAAUAUUUACAGUAGCACACCCCUGUCUCAUCUGUCCAGUGUCUGACUGUAUCUUCAUGAAAAGGAAUACACUGAGAUUAUUUCUUUAGUCAUUGGAAAAUAUAGUUACUUCUUAAUCCUUUCCAUUCCUGGCUUCCUGUUCACCACCUUUUCCCUUCACCAAAAACAAAACAAAAACUUACCCAUUGUGUAAUUUUUAAAAAUUAUAAUCCCUCUCCCAGGCACUUAAAUCUUACACUGUUAUUUGUAAAUAGUACUGCUUAAUUAAAGAAACCCUUAGGAAUUCAGUGAUUUUUUUAAAAAUUCCAUCAGCUAUUUAGAGCCCAAAUCACUAUAAAAUUGUGAAAUAGUGAUAGAGGCUAUUUACAGUAUCAAUAUAUUUGGUAAACCUUUGUCUGUCAAGCCAUAGGAUACUGAGUUGGUUGGUUGAUUUGAAAUAUUCUGUCCUCUUGUCUUAAAGCCCAUUUAAAAACAAAAGGCAUUUAAAGCUCAGCUUAGUUUGUGGUAGUCAGUACGGCUUUUGCUGCUCAAAGAAUGGACUAUUUUCAUUAUAUAACAUAUACAUAUAAAAAUAUAUUUGCUAGAGAUAUGCCAAGUUUCUGAUGAAACUUUUUCCUGUUUCUCUGUUUUGUUUUUUAAACAAAAGCAUAUAAGCUAGUAACUUUUAUCUGGCUACUUCUUAAAUAUGUCUUGUAAUUUUUUAAAUAGUUCUCUUCAAGAGAAACAAAAUUAUAGAUAUAUUUUAUUUCUUCCCAGUUUGCAUUAAGAACCAAAUAAUUAGAAUAAAUAAUCAAAAGAGGGAAACUGUAUCAGCAUUCACCUUGAAACACUUUCUUUCCCUCCACUUACUUAGUGUAACUGCUGCUUUCAACCCUAACUGCCCUGGCAAAGAAGUCCUACAGUUCUUAACCUAACCAACCAAAGAACUGAAGUCCUUACCGAACUCUUAUUUCCCUUCUGUGAUUCCAGUGGGAUUAUAGAAAUUUACCUGUUUCUGUCAAUAUGUACUGUAGCUUCUGUGUGUGUGUGUGUGUGUGUGUGUGUUUCCAUGUUGAUGAGUUCAGGUAUUUAGAAGAGUAUAUAGUGCUAUGCUUCUCAAGGUGAGGCAUGUCUUGGGUUCAGGGAGCCUCUCCCUCUGUCCUGGCAGAGGGGCCCAGUUCCAUGCAGGGUGGGAGAUGAGUGGGAGCCCUCAGUGUCCCCCAGCGGCAGGCUGAGCCUGCUGGUCCUCCUUCUCCACACGCUGGUCCACACUGGGGUGAGUGGGGCUGCUCUGUGUCUGAGAUGCUGCUGCUUGAGGGGAUGGCUGGUUUCUGGAUGGGUCAGAAUGAGUCUCACAUGGGACAGGCCGGACUCCACCAGCUAGAGAAUUUUCCCGAUUCUCACUGGUCCCCUGGAAGGAAAAAAGAAAAGAUGUUUUGUAGUCGGUGCUAACAAAUAAAUCCAACACUUUUUAUAUGCUUUCAAGUAAGAUAUAGGAAACAUGGGAAGAUCAUCCUGAAGUAACUUCAAAGAACAAGUAAGAGGAAUAAAGAUAGAAUGUCUUACCUUUCAUCUCUUUUCCUAUGUGCAACUGCCAAAGCCGCAUGAAAAACACAAACACUGUAAGUAGACGUAUCUUGUGGAUAACGGAACAUCACUACCAAAAUGCCUGUUACUACUAGGAAAAUAAUUUACAUCAACAAAUGUUUACUGAGCCUCCAUCACUGUGAUAAGUCACUGAGCAAGCAGCAUAGAAUUGAAACUCAGGUCAUUUGCUGAGACUGCAGAAUUCAAGAGCUGGAGGCACUUGUCUGACAGAAAGUAAGUAAGGCUUCUCAGCCUCAGACACAAAGCCAGGAAAGAAUGUCCUGAAAUUAAGAGUCCUGAUGUAUAUUUGGGGAUUUAAAGUGCACGCUAAAAGUCAAACAACACAGAACAUCUGUGUGAAAAAAGAGAAUGGCAACAACCACUUAGGUCAUACACUAUAAGAAACUAGGAGUACACGCAUACCCCAGCGCAUCACCCACAGCAUGUCUGUAAGAUGCCAUGUUGCCACAUUCCGUGAUACAUUCUGACUUAUACAAAUCAGGAAACAUGUUUUUCUAAAAACAGAUUUUCCGGGGCACCUGGGUGGCUCAGUCGGUUAAGCGUCUCUUGAUUUCGGCUCAGGUCGUGAUCUCACGGUUCCUGGGAUUGAGCCCCGCAUUGGGCUCUGCACUGAUAGUGCAGAGCCUGCUGGGGAUUCUCUCUCUGUGCCCCUCACCUGUGCGUGUGUGCCCUCUCUCUCUCAAGAUAAAUAAAGAACCAAAAUGGGUUUUUCUCUCAAUUAGUAUAUAUCAUUUCAAAUAACUGAGCACCAAAAAAAGUUUUAUUUCUGUGAUUGAUUCUAAAAUGGAAAGAAAUCUUAAUAUAAUGACUUCUUAUUCAUAAAAAUAACCAAGCCAUACCAGCCAGUUUUUAUUGAUCCUAACAUGCCAGAAAAAAAAAAAGUGCAAUGAUAUAUAAGCCUAAUAGGCUUCCAUAAAAAUAAGGUUGAAUACCCAAAGUAAUGAAAACAUUGCUAUUCAACCAGAAGAUCUCAUCCUUUCUCCUGCUUCACAUUCUUUAUAUGCUCCUCCCACCCUGAUACUCUCCAUUUUGACUGGGCAGGGGAUUCAUGUGAGUUUAUAAUCUUGAUAAAUGAAUAGGAUCAUGCAUACACCAGGAUGCAUUAUGAUUAUGGGUGAAGAAAUCAGAUUUGGUUUAAAUUAUAGAAAUAUUACAUGUUAGUUUACAAAGUCAUGAGAAAUUGAACUAACAUAGUUCAAACUAUUUUUUAAAAAGGAGAUUAUCCAAAUUACUCUUUAUUUUUGUCUUUCUUAUGUGUCCUCAGAAGCUACUCUAAUAUAUAUAGCUGACCAUGACUCAUCAAGUAAAAGGACAUGAUUAAACACAAGGAAGUAGACUCAUUACUUUAGCCAGACUAUUCAUAGAAGUCACACUUAAUCAUUUCCAAAGGCAGUAUAUAGCUUUAGUUACAAUUACCCCCAGUUUUAUCAACAUGAUUUGACUUUACUCAGGAGAGACCACAUCUCCAGGGAUAAGAAAAAUCAUACUUUUUAUUUUUCACAUGAGGUCACAGUUCCACUAAGUUGCGUAUCCCAUUAGACUCAUACAGAAUUCAUUAAUUCAUCAGAUUAUUUAUUGAAGUCCUAUUAUAUAUAAUGUCCCCACUAGAAUUUUAGAAUUACAGAAAUUAAUAGUUAACGGUCUCCCAUGGCAAGAACCAUAUAUGCUCACUGGAACUGGUACCUGUCAACACUGAAAUUUUAAAGAAAUAUACAAUUUAUUGGAUUUUUAAAAUUUUCUUUCUUUCAAGAAAUGUCUUCUCUGUGAAGCCUUCCUGUGCUCCAUAAGGUGGAAUUUUCCCUCUGCACAACCUUGUAUACACCUCUAUAAUGCACUUGUCAUAGAAUACUAAAAUUAUUUGUGUGUCUUAUUUUGCCCACUAGACCUACCAUAAAUCUUGGUGAGUGAAUAAUUAACACAACUGAGCCCACUUAAGGUAGGGACUUUACCUGCAAAGGCUGUAUCUCAGGAGCACGGUUGUCUCUUGUUAGCUGCAUCAUCUCUUUAAUUUGGUAGAGUGCGUAGACAAAGGUCACCCAGGGGGAGGAGCUGACGCCCCAGGCUGGCUUGUUCACGUCCUCCUGUUCUUCCUGGUGCUUGGUUUUCUUGGGAGGAAGUCUGGGCUCAAUGCGUGGCAUGACGUCUUCGGUCUGUUGCUGUACCAAGUCAAUGGUGGCUAUGGGAACAGGACUAGAGGGCACGGGAAUCCUUUCUGCCAACAUUGUCUUGUCUGGAGAGAAAAUCAUGUUUAAAUCAUUUUUUGGAGUUUUCGUCAUAUUUAAACAAACAAAGUAAGUAGACAAUCCCAUGAGCCCAUGCUAGUGUACUUGGCAACAUUAAUAAAUUGCUAUGUAUCAGGGGCCUCUUGGUGCAGGUACUGAGCAACAGAUGUGAUGUUCAUCUUGCAGGAACUCUUUAUAGGGAUUAAUAGACAUUAACUUGUAUUUGUUUAUGAAAUAUAUUUUUCAUUAAACUUAGAUAUAACUUAAUCUGUGGGCAUGGGUUAUAAUGAAUGUGGCCUUAGGCCCACUUACAGGACUGAGUUUUUAAAGAUAAGCAUCAAAACAGGAAAUGCCAGAAAUAGCUGUUUCUGUUGGCCUUUUACUGAAGGCAUAGACCAUUUAGGAUCAUGAGGAAAAAAAAUGUGAGAAAGACCAGUAUUGGUCCUCUUUUCUGUAUAGCUCGUUAGCAUUAAAACCGGCCUUGGAAUUUUCUGUAAUAAGCUAGUUUUUCCCUUUACAGAAGCAUUUUAGGUACUUGAGGCAAACAAAUGCCCCUCAAAGGAUAGGACAAAGAAGAUGAGCCUUGUUCUGGGACCCAUGAGUUAAGCAAGAAUAUUUCCAUUCUACUAGUUGGCUUUCUUCAUUAAAAAAAAAAAAGCUGAUUCAACUUGUACAUUAUAUUUGAUAUAACCUCCUUUGUAUAUAACAAUUUUAAUGAAGGCCAUGCCUGGUUAAGGGAAAACUUCAAAUUUAAAUUUUAAGACACUUUUUUCAAAUGAAGGCAAAAACAUAGUAAGUAAUACCACUCCCUAUCCCUAGUAGUAAAAUUACUGCAUAGCUUUAUAUGUGCAAAAUCCCUUUAGAAUACCAGAGAAAUUUAAAACCAGUACUUCCUAUACUACUUUGUACUAUAAAACAAAACAAAAACAAGAAAACCCCCAAGCUACUUAAAAUGGCCAGUAUCCUUUUCAACAUAGGACACAGCUUCUGACAAUGGUACACAUCAAUUCAUUUUCUCAUACACCACUGAGAAAAUCCAGCCAGGCAGGUCUGCUAUGUAUUCUGUGACCACCUCUGGGUUUCUCCAUGGCUUCAACCUUUAGAACCAUUCAGAAAGAAUAAACAGGUUUACCUUCUUCCUCACCGGGCACUGCCAGCCACUGGAUCAGGGCAAAAAGCAGGAGGAUCACCAGGCAGGCCAUGCCGAUUCCUCGAAAGGUUGCGGCAGCCCCUGUGAAAACAGAGCACUGCAUAGAGUGAUUCCAGGAAAUGCAGAGAGCCCUCAUCUACGGCUGUCAAUGUGCUGAAGUUCAGGGCAAAGGCAGCAGAGCUUAGGACAAACCAGAGAAUGAUGAAUAGCCAGUGGCUUCAUAGAGUGGAAAAACACAGGCCUGGUAGGUCCCAGGAGACCCAGAUGCUGGUAUUGGAUUGGUCAUUCAUCAAAUUUUAAAACUGUAUUUAUAAAGGAUUAUCUCUGAGUGCCUCUUACCAUAAAACUCAGUGGUGCUCUCUUCUUUGAGCACCAUUUACCUAACUAUUAAACAGCCCUACUAAUCUGUAGUUGGGACAGCAGAGCUCAAGUAGUGCUAUAAAUUCAGAUACCCUGGGCCCACCUUCCAUAGAUGACUGAUCAGUCCAGAUCCCUUGAGCAGGGUAAUCUUAUUUCCACCCCACCCCCUGUAUUUCCGAUAAGGGAGACCUGACAGGGCAGACAGAUUGUGUUAUCAAGAGAUGUAGUGACAUUACCAAAGCCAGCAAAUAGCUAGAUUUUUCUGGAAUAACAAUGAUGAAUUUUCUUUCUUCUAGCAUUAAUAUCAGCAAGGUUAGGGUACUUUGCUUCAAUCCAAAAGCACAUGCUGUCCAUUCAUUUGUUUGGCUCCUUUGAGGUAUCUGUAGCAUCUCAUUAGGCUGUUUGUCACAGACGUGUGCACAGUUACAGGCUGGCUCUAAUCAUCUUAAUGACUUAAGAACUCAGCUUUACAAUUAUGACUACCAUGAAAGUGAGGAAGAUAAUAUGAAUACUGACUGGAGUUUUAACUUCUGGCAACCUUCAGUAAUAAUUUAAGUGUUUACUGAGGUGUUGCUAAAAAAAAAGUCAUGUUUUCAACAAUGAAGGAAAGGAAAAGGAGAAAGUCAUUCUUACCAAAAUAAUUGACUAAUACGCCUCCGAUCAUGGCACCACAACCUCUCCCCAAACCUAGGUGAAGGCCCUGCAGGAUGCCCUGAGCAGACGUCCUCAGCUCAGGGGGAACUGCUGCACUGAGAUAAGAAAUGCACGCUGCCCAGAUGGCCGCGUGUGUCACUCCUGGAGAGGAAGAAGAGUGGGAUUGUCUGAUCAGCAUUGCCUAGGUUACUCUUUUGUGGAGAGUGAAUUAUUUAUUUAAUUACACACACACACACACACACACACACACACACACACACACCUACCUAAUAAAGACAUAUGUAUGAUUUAUGGUAAAAUAUACAUAACGUAAAAUUUACCAUCUUUAACCACUUUUAAGCAUUAAAGUACCUUCAAAGUGGUAUGCAACCAUCCAUCUCCAGAUUUUAACACUGCAAACUGAAGCUCUGCACCCAUUGAACAAUAACUGCCUCUAGGCCCUGGAGACCACUAUUCUACUUUCUGUCUCUGAAUCUGGCUACUCUGGGUACCUCAUAUAAGUGGAAUCAUUUAUCUGUGGAAUCGCUAUUUGUCUUUCUGUGUCUGGCUUAUCACUUAGCAUAAUGUCUUCAGAGUUCAUCCACGUUUGUAGUAGGUGUCAGAAUUCCCCUCCUUUUUAAUAUUCCAUUGCAGGUAUAUAACACACUUUGUUUACUCAUCUGUUGAUGGACAGUUCAGUUGUUUCCACCUUUUGGCUACUGUGAAUACUGCUGCAAUGUUUAUGGGUGUUCGAUAUCUGUUUGAGUCCCUGCUGUCAGUUCUUUGGUGUGUUAUACCUAGAAGUGGAAUUACUAAGUCAUACAGUAAUAAUAUGUUCAACACUUGGAGGAACUACCUGUUUCCCACAGUAGCUGUACCAUUUUACAUUCCCAUCAGAAAUGCGCAAGAGUUCGUUCCAAUUUCUCCACAUCCUCACUGGCACUUGUUAUUUUCUGUGUUUUUUUUAUAAUAGCAUUCCUAAUGGGUAUGAAGUGGUAUCUCAUUGUGGUUUUGAUCUGCAUUCCCUACUGGCUAGUGAAGAUAAACAUUUUUUUUUUUUUUAAUGUGUUUACUGGCCAUUUGUAUAUCUCCUUUGGAGAAAUGUCUAUUCAAGUCUUUUGCCCAUUUUUUAAAAUAACUUAUUAAAAAUUAUUUAUUUAUUGAUUUGAGAGAGAGAGAUAGAGCAUGAGUGGGAGAGGGCCGGAGAGAGGGAGGGAGGGAAAAUUCCAAGCAGGCUCCACACUGUUAGAGCAGAGCCUGAUGCAGGCUGGAACUCACAAGCCAUGAGAUCAUGACUUGAGCCAGAACCAAGAGUUGGACACUUAACUGAUUGAGCCACCCAGGCACCCCAGCUUUUUUUUAAAUGUUUGUUUAUUUACUUAUGAGAGAGAGAGAAUGAACAAGUAGGGGAGGGGCAGAGAGAGAGAGAGGAAAACAAAGAAUCCCAAGCAGGCUCCAUGAGAUCAUGACAUGAGCCGAAAUCAAGAGUUGGAUACUUAACCAACUGAGCCACCCAGGCACCCUGGCCAAUUUUUGAACUAGGUUGUGUGGGGAGUUUUGUUGUUCAGUUAUCGAAGUUCUUGAUAUAUUUUGGGUUUUAACUCCUUACUGGACACAUGUUUUUACCUAAAAUUAUUUCCAUUAUGAUUAGCACCAAGAAUAACAUUCUUAGUCGGGCGCCUGGGUGGCUCAGUCGGUUAAGCGGCCGACUUCGGCUCAGGUCGUGAUCUCGCGGUCCGUGAGUUCGAGCCCCGCAUCGGGCUCUGUGCUGACAGCUCAGAGCCUGGAGCCUGUUUCAGAUUCUGUGUCUCCCUCUCUCUGAUCCUCCCCCGUUCAUGCUCUGUCUCUCUCUGUCUCAAAAAUAAAUAAACAUUAAAAAAAAUUUUUUUUAAGAAUAACAUUCUUAGAGAUACAGCUUUUUAGAUAAUCUGAGAUUAUUUAUUUGGCUAUAGUUCUAUAAAUAAGGCUAAUGAUUCAAAGGAUAUAACAAUUUUUAUACCUUUUAAUAUAUAGUUCCAAUUGGUUUUCUGAAAGAGCGCAGAGACCAUUUACAAUGCCUCAAUACCAGUUUCAUUAUAUUUUCACCAUUUGUCGGAGGGAGGAAAGGAUAAAGAUAACAGGUGAAAAAUAAUUUGGGUCGUUAUUUUAAAUGUACAGCAACUGUGCAUUGUCUAAAUUUAAAUCUCUAUUAGAACACUGCUUUAAAUUUAAUAAAAAAUAAUAAAUAAGUAAAUACAUGUAAUAAAAAGAUACUGUCACAACAAGUUUUACUGAGAAGGGGUUAAGAAAUCAUCUGAUUCUGCCUAGAUUAAGUAAUGAGCUUGCUCCCUGAAAAAUAAUCCUAGUUGGAGAUACUGUCAUCAGAAACUCAUAACCUAGGUUUUGAAAAAUGAAACUAGAAGAUUAAUAUUCACUUAAUAUUUAAUCUGACAUUAGUCCGCUUCUGACAAAAAUGGAAUAAUGGACUGGAUUUGCCCUCCUUCUGAAACAACCAGAAUUGGACACAAUAUAUGAAAUAUAGUUCCCAAGACACUGGAUAUCAACAAUAAUGACUGAUCUCUGAUUGAUGGGAAACAAAUGAGGAGCCCCAGCUUACUGUCUGGUUAGAGUUUAAAAGCCUCAAGGCAGGGGUGCCUGGGUGGCUCACUCAGUGAAGCGUCAGGCUUUUGGUUUUGGCUCAGGUCAUGGUCUCAUGGUCAUGAGUUAGAGCCCCACUUUGGGCUCCAUGCUGGGCAUGGAGCCCGCUGAGGAUUCUCUCUCUCCCUCUCUCCCUGUCUUUGUGCCCCCCCCCUUCCCUGCAACAAAUAAAUAAACUUAAAAAAAAAAAAUAGCUGCAAGGCAUAGAGGGGGAGCCACUGAGUUGAGAUGAAGCUAACAGUCUGGAGAGACCAAGGCAGCUAGAGUUCUAGGGCAGAGUACCAGAGAGGAGAGAGCUUUACAGAAACUAGAGGGAUUGGCAGGUACCCUCAAGGUACUUGAAUACCCUCAAGUAAUUCAGCAGAGUGCUGCAGCAAAAACAUAGGUACAAACUAUGCACAGCCAGGGAAGAACCAUCCAAAAUCACCGCAGACAACAGUACUCAGAACCCAUACAGGGCCAGGAAUAGUACCUAUUUCAACCACACAGGGAAGUUCAUGAUUGGUAGAGUAUUCAGAAGGGUCUUGUGUUAGUAUUAUGAAAGAAUUAGAAUUACUGGGAACAGUGCUCUGGUCCCACCUAAGUAAUCUUCAAAAGCAAAGCCCAAAAGGAUCAUACUAUUUCCAAGUAAUUUAUCUGUGUCCCAGAACAAAGCUAAAGAAUAUUUAUAAGAAAUACAAAAAUAUCUAGCACCCAAAAAAGUAAAAUUCGCAAUGUCUAGCAUACAAUUAAAUUACCAGGGAUGAUCUGCACUUAAGUGGAUUCCACUAUUCAAUAAUCGAAUAAACACUAUUUUUGCUGGAUAUGUUAGAUUAUAUGCCCUAUAGUUAACUGAAACAAUAGAAAUAAUUUUUAUGAGGUUUAUAUAUGUUUCAGUAAUCAUUUCAACCAGGUUACUUAGAUGACUAGAAAUAGUAUGCAUACUUAAUUUCCACAGAAGUCAAAUGAAAUAUUUGCUUUAUCUGACUAAACAACUGCAGUACCUUAGAUAAUGCCAGCUUUCUCAGAACUGAGUAAUUCCUGGAUAGUCUUAAUUAUAAAUGUUGACACAGUAGUACACAAUGGAAAUACUUUUAAAUACUUCCCUUUAUAUUAUUAAAGAUCCUGCUAAACUCCAUUUCUUCUCAGAUACACGUUUUUCUUCAUUAACAACACUAAGGAAAAACUCCUAUAUUCCAAGAAAUAAAAUGAAUGUAUUCAAAAAAAUUUUUUUAAUGUUUAUUUUUGAGAGAGCGAGUGAGCACAUGAGCAGGGAGGGGCAGAGAGUGAGGGAGACAAAGAAUCCCAAAUAGACUCCAUGCUGUCAGCACAAAGCCCGAUGUGGGCUCAAACUCAUGAACCACAAAACCACAAGAUCAUGACCUGAGCUGAAACCAAGAGUUGGACACCUAACCAACUGAGCCUUCCAGGCACCCCAGAUAUAUUCAAAAUUAAUUAGAUUCAAUGGUAAAAUCCAACAUAGAGGUGGAAAUCAUUUCUUAAAAAUGAAUCAUCAAAGAUCUGAAACCACAUCAAAUGACUGUAAAUUAACUUUAAUAGUGAAGCCAAAUCUAUCGUUUUGUCUGUGUCUGAGCAAUCAACUGCAGGAUUUACAAGUAGACAGAGAUGGGCCUAUGUAUUUAUGUGACCAAAACAAUAGCAAAUAUAUAUUUGCUGUAAUUCUAGAUCAACUAUAAGUCUAGCAGUAAAUAGGGCUUCUUUCUUUUUCUUCAAAAUUCUAAGUGUUUUCUAAAACACUGAGUCUUCUAAGAUAAUUAAAGCAUCUUCCAGCAGGAUGACUUAAGUCAGGAUUCUUAAAGGUUCUAAACUAUUAGAAUUUAGGGGGUGGUAUUAAGUGGCAGUUGUAAAAGAUUCUCUAUAGUUAGAUUUCUAGAGUUUCUUUACUGCUUUUGAGGACUAAUAAGAUAAUUGGGAACCACAUUCCGUAAAGCAACUCAGGGCAUUAACUGAAGGAAAAUAUAGUAAACCAUACAGUAGAAAUUUUUUCUUUGGAACCAAAUGCAAAAGAAUGAAAGCCAUUCUGCCUGUAUGCUCCAACAUUUUCCAGGGAAGAUAUAAAACUAAAAUUGGUUUCUCUGAGAUACCUUAUUUCAAAAUAUCAUGUAAACAGAAGAAUCCAUACCACUUCCUAGAGAAGAAACUAGCAAAACUAAAAAAUCCACAAGAGGGGACUGGGUUGGUAAUAACACCUUUGUAUAUAAAAGACAAUUAUGGAGUUGUGAUUCUUAUUCUUAAAUUAAAUAUGCAAACUUCUAGUAAUCAUAUUAAUUAUCUGAAACUCUUGACAGUGUUUUUAAUCACAGUUGUAUUCUGGCCCUCUAAUUUUAAAACAAGGAAAAAGCAAUCUAGAAACUUAAAAACCCUCUGCCAUUUUUCUUAUUUGUAAGACAAAGAAAAUCGUAGCAAUUGUGCUACCUGAAACUUUCCUGUAAGAUUUAGGAGGUAAAAGAUAGAAGCCGAGAAAAGAAAAUGCUUCCAUCCACUUUACCUUUUAUUAGAGAACUAUGAAAAAAGUAGUAGCUGAUUAUUCCCUAUAUGAUGAAAUAAAUUAUUCAGUGGUAUGGGUAAAGUGUUUUCACACUAGAGCUUUUAUAAGUUUUUAAACCUUUUAGUAUGAGAUAACUAGGUUGAUGGAUUAGUCGAAGAAUAAAAAGAUGUUGCCCCCUGACUGGUAAUAGUAACAAAGGUACUUGAAGUGACUCUCCUUGCAAUUGACUCUCCUUCCUUGGCUACUUGUCAGAAAACUACUGAUAUUUGUGAAUGGCAAUUCAAACACCCAACUCACAUAAGAGGUGCUUAAUAUAUAUGUUUGAGUGGCAAUUCAAUACCGUAUGUUAAUUGGCAGUGAAUGACUCUCAAAGACCACACAAGUCACUCAGUCUCUCAGUCUGAGUCUUAGUCUCUCAGUCAAUUCCUUACCUUUACUAGCGUCCCACAUGAUUACUUACAAGGCUUAACAGAAACACAGACAUAGCUUCACAGGACCUACAUCCAGGACCUUAACUGUUUGGGAAUACACUACAUUUGAAUAAUCAAGAACCACUGGAAAUAAGUAUGACUCACAUUGAAUUUUUUUCAUUAAUGAUAUAGUAGUCUACCAGGAAUUGUGCUGUGUUUUUUUUUUUUAAGUUUAUUUAUUUUGAGAGAGAGAGAGAGAAAGAGCAUGCGUGGGCAGAGAAAGAGGGAAAGAGAGAAUCCCAAGUAGGCUCUGCACCAUCAGCACAGAGCCCAGCGUGGGGCUCAAACCUACAAAACAUGAGUGAGAUCAUGACCUGAGCCAAAAUCAAGAGUUGGACACCCAACCAACUGAGCCACCCAGGUGCUCCUGUGCUAAGUGUUUUAUAUAGAUUAUCUCAUUUAUUCUUCCCAGUAGUAAGUACUAUUUUUAUUCUCCCUUUUCUAAAAAAGGAAAGUAGGCACAGAGAGAUUAAAGUGCCUUGUCCAAAGUCACAUAGACAACAGGGUAGUAGAAUAGGAUUUGAACCAAAGGUAUAGAAGUAUAGUGCUUAAGUACUAUACUAUAUACCCUCAUAACAACUAUUGUAAGUAUUAUAUAGUAAACAUAACUAUCUAUUUUGAGAAGUUUUUUGAUAAUAUCAAACAUGCCCCCAAAAAUCUACUAAUUAAAAAAAAAUGUAUAAUCUUACUACCUACUUCCCCUCCUUUUCCAAAGAGCUCAGAUCAUUGAUAUUAUCAAGUUUUUUAUAUGUCUCAAAUAACUCUUUACCUUAUAAUAUUCAAGAUUGGUAUCUGAUCCUGUAACAUGAAUUUCAAGAUUGUUCAGUCUUGUCCCAGAAAAAUGCUCUACUGCAAUAAAUGUAUGCAGGUAUUAGCAAGAAAAAAAUCCUUUCUUCACCAGUAGACAGCUGCUCUUUGUAAAAUGCUGCCUGGCUUUUACAAAGCCAUUGUAAUGGCUGGGAGGGGUGAGAACUGACAAUCAAAAUACUGGAGAACUGGGAUUUUUUCUUUUGUUUUUCUUGCUCUGCCACUGACUUAUGCUCACUAAACAAAACAUAAGUAUCCCCAAAGCACUGGCACACUGAAUCAGUUGUGACAGACCCUUUCCAUUGAUGGACCAAAGCAUACAUGUCAGUUACUUCAAGGUACUUCUCAAAUGCUGGGCUUAAAAAAAAAAAAAAAAGUUAAAAAAAGCUUCUGAAAGAUCCAUAUAGUGAAAAGUAAGAGACUGCUCUUUCUAAAAACAACAACAACAACAAAACAAAAACCAAAAACCAAAAUCUCCACUGGGCUGGCAAUAAAAGGAGUCUGUAUUGGUUAAAGUAAUGAUAGCUGUUGUAAUGGAUAAACCUUGGAAUCUUAGUGGUUUCAUACAUUAGAUGUUUUAUUUUCUUGCUCAUCUAAAGCCCAAUGGGCAUGGGUCAGGAAGAGUAACAGCUGUGCUCCAUGUAGUUGUUAGGGAUGCGGGCUACAGAGCUUCAGCCAUCUUCAACACCUGGUUACCCUGGGUACAUAUAUCCAGCUGGCAGAGUAGAGAGUGGAGGAAGGCACAUCGAAAAUUUUAUGGUCUGGGUUUAGAAGUGAAACACAUCAUUCCUGCUCACAGCCACUGAACGGAAUUAGCCAAAUGGUCAUACCUAACUGCAAGGGAGGCUGGGAAAUAGAGUCCAACUAUGUGUCCAUGAAGAAAAGGAUACAUUUCAUAUCAGGUGAAAAGGAUACAUUUCACAUCAGUUAAAAGCAAGCCCAGUGUCUCUUCCAAAGUAAGGGCCACCAACAGCAAUGGACCUUUUAAAAAGAGCACAGAACCCUACAGAGAGCAGUUGACCUAUCAGCAGCAGCUGCAUGAACCAUACAUGUGUUGCACAAAAGACACUUUAAAUAAGACAUACAAUAUUGUUAAAGAUCAGUGCUCCCAUAUCCACCAACAUAUAGCACUACAAGAAUCACCUUCAUGCUAUUCAUUCAAAUAGCACUUACUGAGCACCCAGACUAUGUGCCAGAACCCCUGCUCUGCUUUGAAAAUCUGAUAAUGUACACAUUAAAACACCUCUUUAACCACCAUGGAGUUUAUAGUCUAAUGGGUGAAAAGUGCCUGGAUUUACCUGAAAGAAAAAGACAUUGAAUUCCUUGAGGAGAAUAAACAUAUCCAGCACCUAGCACAGGGCUUGACACACAAUGGCAGCUGAGCAAAAGAAUGGUGAAAUGAAAUGAAGCAGGCAGUGGUCACAUGUUGCGGUAUAAGGAAAAAGCAUUUGGAGAUAAAAGGUGCCCUGGGUAAGGUUGGAGAAAGAUUCCAAAUCCCAUGUAUGAGUAAAAAUGAACAGAGGAGGGGCGCCUGGGUGGCCCAGUUGGUUGAGCGUCCAACUUUGGGUCAGGUCAUGAUCUCAUGGUUCGUGAGUUUGAGCCCCGCGUCAGGCUCUCUGCUGUCACUGUGGAGCCCACUUUGGAUCCUCCAUCUCCCUCUCUCUCUGCCCCUCCCCUGCACAUGUGUCCUCUCUUUCUCUCUCUCAAAAAUAAAUAUUUUAAAAAAGAAAUGAAGCUUCUGUAAGUCUCUAUAAGCUUCACUUUACAAGUUAAAAAAAAAAAGACAUGUGAGUUGCUUUU
Molecule: messenger RNA, 24459 nt
Organism: Acinonyx jubatus (cheetah)
Lineage: Eukaryota; Metazoa; Chordata; Mammalia; Carnivora; Felidae
Gene: NEMP2
Product: nuclear envelope integral membrane protein 2
Exons: 9
Coding region: 1389-2519 (376 amino acids)
Cellular component (GO): nuclear envelope
Source: RefSeq, a predicted model, not a curated record